Molecule: messenger RNA, 489 nt
Organism: Microbotryum saponariae
Lineage: Eukaryota; Fungi; Basidiomycota; Microbotryomycetes; Microbotryales; Microbotryaceae
Source: the annotation of a GenBank genome assembly
AUGGUGAUCGAGCCCCAAGUUUCGGACGGCGGAAACCGUUGGGCGUUAGUCGGAGGUGAGGCACUUGGGAACGUCUUGGUUGUCUGUUGUGGCAACGUUUUGGUUGUCUGUCGCCUAGGAACUCACCCUUCGUGUAUUGGCUGCAUCUAGGCUUGUCCACCCACGACGGACUUCAAGUCGGCGUUCCCCGUGAGAUACUCUGACGUGGGUCGCAUCGCAUCGCUACGUUUCCCACCCCUUCAUUCGCAGACACUGAGCUACCUCAUCUCACCCACUUUGAAACAACUUGUCCCUCCUUCCCGUGGGCUCCAUGACUCGCCGCGACAGCAUUCUCAACCUCGCCGCGCACGCACCUUCCACUGACUCCCACUCCCUCCCCGUCUAGAUCCCGAAGGCCACUUCUCCGAGGAAUACGAUGAUCGACCCGGUGGACAAGGUUCGAGCAAAUUGCAUAUGAAAGUUGACGGUGCUUUUGAUGUCAUGCUCUGA